Molecule: messenger RNA, 1827 nt
Organism: Jaculus jaculus (lesser Egyptian jerboa)
Lineage: Eukaryota; Metazoa; Chordata; Mammalia; Rodentia; Dipodidae
Gene: Apbb3
Product: amyloid beta precursor protein binding family B member 3
Exons: 13
Coding region: 67-1527 (486 amino acids)
Biological process (GO): regulation of DNA-templated transcription
Cellular component (GO): cytoplasm; nucleus
Molecular function (GO): amyloid-beta binding; transcription factor binding
Source: RefSeq, a predicted model, not a curated record
CCCCUUCGGAGGUCGCCCUGGGCUGGCAGUGCGCGCCGGCAGGGGCCGGCCGCGUCGGGCGGGGCUAUGCUGGGCAAGGAUUACAUGCUGGCCAUCAUCCUGGUCAACUGCGAUGAUGAUCUAUGGGGGGACCAAGGUCUGGAGGGUGACACAGGCCUGCCUCCUGGCUGGAGAAAGAUUCGUGAUGCGGCAGGUACUUACUAUUGGCAUGUACCCAGCGGUAGCACCCAAUGGCAGCGCCCAACCUGGGAGUUAGGAGGUGCAGAGGACCCAGGCACGGGGACAGAAGGAAUUUGGGAACUGCGACCCCCUAAGGGAAGAUCCUUCUCUAGCCUGGAAAAUUCACUGGACCGGAGUAACUCUCUGACCUGGUAUGGUGAGGAUUCCUACAUCCGAAACCUGGAGCCCGGGGCCAAGUGCUUUGCAGUCCGCUCUCUGGGCUGGGUAGAGGUACCUGAAGAGGACCUGGCACCAGGGCGGAGCAGUGUUGCUGUCAAUAACUGUAUCCAGCAGCUAGCCCACACUCGCAACUGUAGCCAGCCUCCAGAUGGUGCCUGGGGUGAGGGCCAGAACAUGCUGAUGAUCCUGAAGAAGGAUGCUAUGAGCCUGGUGAAUCCCCUGGACCAUAGUCUGAUCCACUGCCAGCCUCUGGUGCACAUCCGUGUAUGGGGUGUAGGCAGCUCCAAGGGCCGUGACAGGGACUUCGCAUUUGUGGCGGGUGACAAAGACAGCUGUAUGCUCAAGUGCCAUGUGUUUCGCUGUAAUGUCCCUGCCAAAGCCAUUGCAAGUGCCCUACAGGGGCUCUGUGCCCAGAUCUUGUCAGAGCGAGUAGGGGUGAAUGGUGAUGCUGAUUGCUGCUCUCCAGAUCCCAUUUCCCCUGAAGACCUGCCUCGGCAAGUGGAGUUGCUGGAUGCAGUGAGCCAGGCUGCUCAGAAGUAUGAGGCGCUGUACAUGGGGACCCUACCAGUCACCAAAGCUAUGGGUAUGGACGUGCUGAAUGAGGCCCUUGGUACUCUCACUGCUCGGGGAGACCGGAACACCUGGGUCCCCACCAUGCUCAGUGUGUCUGAUUCUCUCAUGACUGCACAUCCUGUUCAGGCAGAGCCCAGUGCAGAGGAGGAGCCACUGUGGCAGUGUCCUGUGCGUCUUGUAACCUUCAUUGGUGUCGGCCGUGACCCACACACCUUUGGCCUCAUUGCUGAUCUUGGUCGUCAGAGUUUCCAGUGUGCAGCCUUCUGGUGCCAGCCUCAUGCUGGAGGACUCUCUGAAGCUGUUCAGGCUGCCUGCAUGGUUCAGUACCAGAAGUGUCUGGUGGCCUCUGCAGCUCGGGGCAAGGCCUGGGGUGCCCAGGCCCGUGCCCGCCUGCGGCUCAAGCGGACCAGCUCCAUGGACUCCCCAGUUGCUCCCCUGCCUCUCCCCCUACUCAAAGGAGGGGUUGGGGGUGCAGGGGUAGCUCCUCGAAAGCGGGGUGUCUUCUCUUUUCUUGAUGCCUUCCGGCUGAAACCCUCUCUGCUCCAUAUGACCUAAAUUGAUCUUAGAGGGCUGGGGAAGGAGGCUCCUGGAUCCAUGCCCGUCUGACUCUAUACCCCACAUUGUUCAGGGGCCUGCAGCCUCUCACCUCUCUGCCUGCCCCUGGUUCUUGCCUAUCCUCUGUUUAUUAUCCAGUUUAUGGAUGGCUGAGAGGCCCUGCACUGCAACUUAGGCCCCUGGCUCCCCUUUCCUUGGGUCCUUUUAUUCCUUGUCCUUGUCCAGUCCUGGACAAUUGGCUCUACCUCAGCAACACUUUACAGCAGAAUCCGUACAAAUAAAAAUCCCUCAGUGACCUCA